UCCCCUCUGCCCGAGGGAAAAGCUCGGAGGCCAGGUUUUAUCAAACAGCAGCAUGGAGCCUUGUUCCUGUGACACCUUCGUGGCAUUACCUCCAGCAACAGUUGAUAGCAGCAUUAUUUUUGGAAAAAAUUCAGAUAGACUCUGUGAUGAAGUACAGGAGGUUGUUUAUUUUCCUGCUGCAGUUCAUAAUAACGUGGGAGAGCGUCUGAAGUGUACGUAUAUAGAAAUUGACCAGGUUCCUGAGACAUGUGCGGUUGUGCUUAGUCGGCCAGCAUGGUUGUGGGGGGCAGAAAUGGGAGCCAAUGAGCAUGGAGUGUGCAUUGGGAAUGAAGCUGUCUGGGGAAAAGAAGAAGUCUGUGAUGAAGAAGCACUGCUGGGCAUGGACCUUGUCAGGCUUGGCCUCGAAAGAGCUGAUACAGCCGAAAAAGCCGUCAAUGUCAUUGUUGAUUUAUUAGAAAAAUACGGCCAGGGUGGAAAUUGUACGGAGGGUAGUAUGGAAUUUAGUUAUCACAACAGUUUCCUGAUAGCUGAUAGAAAAGAAGCCUGGAUUGUGGAGACCGCAGGGAAGUACUGGGCAGCGGAGAAAGUACAAGAGGGAGUUCGUAAUAUUUCUAACCAGCUUUCUAUAACAACCAAGAUUGACCGGGAGCAUCAGGACAUGAGAAACUAUGCUAAGCAGAAAGGCUGGUGGGAUGGUAAAAAGGAGUUUGAUUUUGCUGCAACCUACUCCUAUCUUGACACAGCCAAGAUGCUGACUUCAUCAGACAGAUACUGUGAGGGCUAUAAGCUUCUGAAUAAACAUAAAGGAAGCAUAACUUUUGAAGCAAUGAUGGAAAUCCUUCGCGAUAAACCAAGUGGCAUUAAUAUGGAAGGACAAUUCAUGACCACUGCGAGCAUGGUUUCCAUUUUACCGCAAGACACCAGUCUUCCAUGCAUUCACUUCUUUACAGGAACCCCAGACCCUGCAAGAUCUAUUUUUAAGCCUUUCAUAUUUGUGCCAAAUAUAUCACAACUAUUAGAUACCAGUUCACCAACGUUUGAACUUGAUGAUCCAGUUAAAAAGUCACAUUUGAGAAUUAGGCCUGACAGAAGACACCGACUCUACCGAAAACAUCAACAGGCAUUGGAAGCAAUAGGUGAAGAUACGGAAAAAGCCAAGGUGCUGCUGGAUGGAAUAAAGAAACUGGAGAAAGGACUGUUCAAAGAGAUGGAAUCAAUCCUUCAAAGUAGACAUAUUUCAGUGGAUAAAGUGAUAAAUCUCUAUUCGCAGUGUACAAAAGAUGAAAUUAGAAUUUAUACAACAAAUAUUAAUUCUCAGUGAUCAUAUAAGUGACCACUUCAUCCUCAAAGCUAAACUUUUUUGUUUUGUGUGUGCCUAGUUUGUAAACCUAGUGUAGGAGCUCUGAUGACUAUUAGAACUGAGGUGAGAUCUGCACCAUUAACCCGGGAAAGAGGCAGCAUUGGAAUUAGACACACAGAUUCUAUAUUCUUAGCCAUAAUAACUAAUGUUGUCCCAAUAAUUACAUAUUCAAGGUAUAUAGCAUGAAGCAUUACAAUGAUAUAUGUAUUUAUGUUUAAUUUUAAAUAUAUAAUACCCUCAAAUAAAUAUUACCACUACAUCAAAGAAAACACCAGAUUCUGAAUGUAAUGGAAUAUAUUAUCUCAAAUGCUGACUUGUGCUUUAGCCAGCUCUAACAAGAACAUGUUCUGGACUUAGCGUUCUGUCUGUUAACCAAACACAAGUCUGAUUACAGUUACUGACUCAUAGA
Molecule: messenger RNA, 1769 nt
Organism: Echinops telfairi (small Madagascar hedgehog)
Lineage: Eukaryota; Metazoa; Chordata; Mammalia; Afrosoricida; Tenrecidae
Gene: SCRN3
Product: secernin 3
Exons: 8
Coding region: 53-1321 (422 amino acids)
Biological process (GO): proteolysis
Molecular function (GO): dipeptidase activity; cysteine-type exopeptidase activity
Source: RefSeq, a predicted model, not a curated record